AUGUCUAAAGCCUUGUGCUGUUGGGCUUUUGAAUGCUUGCUCAAUAGAUUAGUACCAGAUUCUGAUCCUGUUACAUUUUCUACUUAUUUUAAAAAGCUUAACGAGUCGGUCUCAGAUCUUCCUCUGAAAUCGCCCUUGUUCGUUACAUGGAACAAGAAUCAUGACUUAAGAGGUUGCAUUGGUACGUUCAGAUCACUCCCACUUGAAUCUGGGACAAAACAAUUUGCUUUGACAGCAGCACUUCAAGACACACGGUUUUCUCCAAUAAAAACUUCAGAACUUGAAAGCUUAGAGGCAUCUAUUACAUUGCUUGAUGACUUCAGAAAGAUUGAAACUUGUACGGACUGGCAAAUUGGGAAGCACGGAUUACAGUUGUCUUUUACUUAUGAUGAAGAAUACUUCUCAGGUACAUUUCUUCCUCAAGUCGCUGAGGAACAAAAGUGGGAUAAGGUAACAACGUUGUACUAUCUCUUAAAAAAGGCGGAUUUUAGGGGGGUAGGUCUGAAGGCUGUAGUCGAAUUUUAUAACAAAGGCUUGAGAGAAGGUUGGCUCGAUUUACAAAGAUAUGACGGUUUGAAAGAGUCCUGUAGCUAUGACGAAUUUAUGAAGAUUAGGCAUUCUAUUAAGGAUUGA
Priceomyces carsonii is the source of this 633-nucleotide messenger RNA. RefSeq lists its product as uncharacterized. The coding region runs from base 1 to 633 and encodes 210 amino acids. NCBI's taxonomy places the organism in Eukaryota, Fungi, Ascomycota, Pichiomycetes, Serinales, Debaryomycetaceae. The transcript has a single exon. The record is from RefSeq and is a predicted model, not a curated record.